AUGGAAGGUGAAAAUGGUAAUUCAAAAGCUUCCAAAGUGGAAGAUCAUUUAGAAAAAGAUGAAUCUUUCAAGCCAGUAAGGAAACAUUGUAAGAACCAGAACUUAUUUAAAGGGGUAUUUUCAUUUCAUGAAGAACAGAAUAUCCUAAAUAAAUGUUUUGAGCAUGAUGAGGCUGAAGAAUUACGUGACUUGGGAGUUUCUAUAGUAAAUGCUGAUGAUGUAACUAAAACAAUACUAGAACAAGUGAAAGAUCGUUUAUCAUCUACAGAUAAACAGAAAUCUAUUAGAAUGCAUCAAAUGACACAAGGUGAUCAUGCUAAAUACGACUUCCAACAAUCUGAUGGAGAUGACAAAAAAUAUAAAAAUUUUACAACUCCUAUAACUAUAAAUGCCACUUUUAGUGAUAAUAUGCAGGAUAAUAAUAGCAAUACAAACUAUGAGCAGGAGGAUGAUGAUUAUAUAUUAGAAGAGCAAAAUAACUUAAAAUUUUACCAGGAUGAUACUAACAGUGAAGUAUUUUUGUCAAGAAUUGAAAAAAUGAAUUGUAAGGAGAACUCUAUUAUAUGUGUCAAUCCAGAUUCAGAUAACAAGUUAUAUAUUUGGGAACUUCUAUGGAAUGCCUUGUAUGACCAUCAAAAGGAAGGGGUUUUAUGGUUUUGGAGCUUACAUAUAAAUGGAACAGGAGGUAUAUUAGCUGAUGAAAUGGGUUUAGGUAAAUCUAUUACUGUUGCAGCUUUUUUUGCUGCUUUACAUAUUACUUAUCAUAUGAUAAGUUCCAAUAUUUCAGGUACUGAGACCAACCAUAUUUCAGAGAUAAAAAGUGAAGUAAGUACUAUACCCAAAUAUGAAGUAAAGAAUGAGGUUAAAUUGGAAUCUAUGACUACCAAAGAUUUAGAGAUAAAUAAGCAAUAUGCCCUUAAAACUGUUAAGAUUAUUGAUGAAGGUGUUUGUUCAAACCUUAAUUCAUUAUCGACACAAUAUAGAGAUUGUAAACUUGAAUUAAAUAAUUACCACUCUUCUACAAGCUCAUCUUGUUAUGGAAGUUCAAACUCUGUUCCAUAUGGACCUGUAUUAUUGGUAUCUCCAGCUACACUUUUAGAUCACUGGUUACAUGUUUUCCAUAAAUGGUAUUUUCCUUUUAAAAUUGUAAUUUUUAAUAGAAAAGAUGAACAAUCUAGAAAAAAAACUCUAGAUUCAGUUACAAGUAUAUUUAAUUACAGUAAUCCUAAACUUGACACAGUUUUAUUUAAAGAGAAACCACCUACAAUUAUGCUAUCCUCUUAUGAAACAAUGAGACGUUAUUUAGGUGAAUUAAGAAAUAUAGAGUGGUCAUAUAUGAUCUUGGAUGAGGGGCACAAAAUAAGAAAUCCUGAUUCAAGAAUAACACUUGCAGUUAAAUCUAUAGCAACAUGUCACAGACUACUGUUAUCCGGAUCUCCGAUUCAAAACAAUCUGCGUGAAUUAUGGAGUUUAACAGACUUUGUAUGUCCUGGAAAGCUGGGUACUUUACCUUUAUUCGAGCAACAAUUUGUCAUUCCUAUAAAACAAGGAGGAAUAAUGAAUGCAACUAGCUCUCAUAUUUCUAGAGCUUAUCAAUCUACAAGAUUAUUGCAACAAAUUAUUAACCCUUGUAUUUUGAGGAGGCGUAAGCACCAAUUACAGCACAUUAUUAAACUCCCACCUCAAGCUGAACAUAUUUUAUUUUGUUCAUUAACUCCAGUUCAAUAUGAUGUCUAUUGUUCGUGUUUACAAUUAAUGAAUUAUUCGGAGUGCCUCAGUAAAGGCUCCGGAAUUGGUAAAUGUUUUGCCUUAUUGAAUAUUCUUCGUGAAGCAUGUAAUCACCCAGAAUUACUAAAGUAUAUUCGUUCAGAUAGUUUAAAACCACUUCAAAGAAAUACAUCUGACUUUUCAGAUGAGGAUGAAGAUGAAAAUGAGUACUCAAGUGAGUUAUACUUUAAAAAAAUCCAAAUUUCCAAUGUGAACCCAUCUCAUAGUGGUAAAUAUAAGACCCUACUCUCAAUUUUAAAACUAUGGAGAGAAAAGAAAAAAAAUAGGGUUUUAAUAUUUACUCAGGGUGUUAGAAUACUUAAUUUAUUAGUAAAAAUGCUACAAAGAGACUUAAAUUUGAUAUUAGACAAGGAUAUACUUACUUUGGAUGGGUCUACACCCGUUGUUAGUAGAUUUUCAUUAGUAGAAAGGUUCAACAAUGACUCUUCAAUUUUUUUGUUUAUUUUAACUUCUCGAGUUGGAGGUGUGGGACUUAAUAUUAUGGGUGCAAAUAGAAUAAUAUUAUAUGACCCUUGGUGGAAUCCAAUGACAGAUGCACAAGCUAAAGAAAGAUGCUGGAGAAUAGGUCAGGAUAAAGAGGUAAUUGUAUACAGACUAAUAACUAAAGAUACAGUAGAAGAAAAAAUAUAUCAGAGACAGUUAUUUAAGCAAUUUAUUGCAAAUCAAAUUUUACAAGAUGCAAAAUAUAAAAGGUCGUUUCAAUGGAGUGAUAUAAGUGAACUCCUGAAGGUACCAGAAGCUCCCAAGGGUUAUAAAGAAUUUUCAAACUCUAUUGAAUAUAGAACAUCUAAGUCAAAGAUUAUUGAUGGAUAUAUGAGGCAAAUUAAGUUUAUUUGGGGUAGAUGUUCAAUUAGUAAAAGAGAUGGUAUAAUAAGUUCUAGUUAUAGCAAUGUAACAAGAAAAAGAAAAAGCAAUUUCGAUAAUAAUAUAGAUCUUGAAUCAGAAAAUAAUUUAUUUGGAGAGGUUACAGCAGAUGCAAAGUGUGAACAUCAGGCAAUAAUGCAUAUAUUGGGAGAUCAAGUUGAAGUCUCACAAGUAAAUACAAACUAUGAGGAAAUUGAUAAUCCAAUAAACCAAGAAACAAGUAAAAUAGUUCAAAAUGCAAUGGAAAUAUUACAAAAGUCCUCUAUAGAAUGUGGAAGUUAUAGUUUUGAUGUUCCAACAUGGACAGGAAAAUCAGGAAAGGCAGGAGCUCCUAGUUCAAGUAUAUUGAAAGGUUUAAAACAGCAAGAUUCAACACCUGAAAUUCUGUCUGAUGAACGUUUAAUUAGAAAAAAACUAACUGAGUACUUUCUUCAGCGUCAAAGACUUGGAAUGAAAACAACUACUGAAAAUGUUCUAGAUGCAUUUGGUUCAAUAAUUUCUGAAAAUGUGCAAUAUAAAUUCAAAAAUAUUCUUAGAAGUAUUUGUCACUGUCAGAAAUCUAGAAACCCUUUAAAAGAACCAAGCAUAUGGAUUCUUAAGAGAUAA
Messenger RNA from Cryptosporidium muris RN66, 3258 nucleotides. Its product is annotated as SNF2 family N-terminal domain-containing protein. The record is from RefSeq and is a predicted model, not a curated record. Gene Ontology annotation, biological process: transcription-coupled nucleotide-excision repair. Gene Ontology annotation, molecular function: ATP binding; ATP-dependent chromatin remodeler activity. The coding region runs from base 1 to 3258 and encodes 1085 amino acids. The transcript has a single exon. Gene Ontology annotation, cellular component: nucleus. Lineage: Eukaryota; Apicomplexa; Conoidasida; Eucoccidiorida; Cryptosporidiidae.